CUGUCCACCUCUCUGUCCGCAGAUUACCAGUGGCCCUUGCCCUCAGACCUCUGCCCCAUCUGGAUCUACCUGGACGUCCUGUUCUCCACGGCAUCCAUCAUGCAUCUGUGUGCCAUCUCUCUGGAUCGGUACAUCGCCAUACGAAACCCGAUCCACCACAGCCGCUUCAACUCCCACACAAAGGCUCGCAUCAAGAUCAUGGCGGUGUGGACAAUAUCUGUGGGGAUCUCGAUGCCGAUUCCUGUGCUGGGACUGAGAGACCACUCCAAGGUCUUCAAAGAGGACAGCUGCUUGCUGACGGACAACAACUUUGUCCUGGUCGGCUCCUUCGUGGCCUUCUUCGUCCCUCUCACCAUCAUGGUGGUCACCUACUUCCUGACCAUCAACGCCCUGCAGAACGAAGCCACGCUGUGCUUGGACCAGCUGGUCCCGCGGCCCAAGUGGAGCACCACCUUCACCCUGGGCUUCCUUCCGCAGACCUCCGUCUCCUCCGAGAAACUCUUCCGGCGCUCCAUCAGCCGGGAGGUGGGGGGCCGGGGGAGCGGCGGGGGCCUGGGCAGCAACCGCGGGAGCGUGUCCGGCUCCCUGUUCGGGCGCCGCACCAUGCAGUCCAUCAGCAACGAGCAGAAGGCCUCCAAGGUCCUCGGGGUGGUGUUUUUCCUCUUCGUGGUCAUGUGGUGCCCGUUCUUCAUCACCAACGUGCUGGUGGUGGUGUGCGACCCGGCCGUGUGCGACGCCGGGGUCAUGGGAGGCCUGCUGAACAUUUUCGUCUGGGUGGGGUACCUGUCGUCUGCGGUCAACCCGCUGGUCUACACGCUCUUUAACAAAACCUACCGCGCGGCAUUCCAGCGCUACAUCCGCUGCCGGUACCAGCCGGAGAAGAAGCCUCUCCAGCUCAUACUGGUCAACACCAUACCACCCAUCGCUUACAACUCCACCCAGCUGCCUCUGGGGGACGUCAAGAAGCUGCAGAACGGAGAGGCUCACUGUGAUAGCCAGGGGAAGGACUCCCCGCUACCGGGGAGGGAAGCGGACAGGUGGACACGAGGCCAAACCCAGGCGGACAAAGACGAGAGCUGCGUGUGA
Molecule: messenger RNA, 1086 nt
Organism: Menidia menidia (Atlantic silverside)
Lineage: Eukaryota; Metazoa; Chordata; Actinopteri; Atheriniformes; Atherinopsidae
Source: the annotation of a GenBank genome assembly